Molecule: messenger RNA, 1197 nt
Organism: Solanum dulcamara
Lineage: Eukaryota; Viridiplantae; Streptophyta; Magnoliopsida; Solanales; Solanaceae
Product: transcription repressor OFP7-like
Exons: 2
Coding region: 35-1129 (364 amino acids)
Biological process (GO): negative regulation of DNA-templated transcription
Source: RefSeq, a predicted model, not a curated record
AAUAUAAACAAUUCUCAGUUCACACUUUUAUCAAAUGAAAAAGAUAGAGAGAAAAAGAAUGGGAAAAAAUUUCAAGCUUCGGUUCUCCAGGGUUAUUGCUUCCUUCAAUUCCUGCCGUUCCAAAGACCCUUCUUCUCUUCCCCAAAAUCCUAAUUUCUUCCCACAUACUAAUAAUAAGCUCGUCUCCCCCAAUUUCCCUCUUAUUAAUCAAAAUCCUCGAAAUUACGUGCCGGAAUCCAUGAUGAUCUCCGUUGGCUGUGGGUUUAAUUCACGCUGUUCACAAGAUCAAUUCAAAUGGAAGAAAGAAGAGAAGUUUCACGUGGUUUCCAGUUCCUUCUUCUCUGAAGAAGAAGAGGAGGAGGAGGAGAUCAAUUUGGCCUUACGACCCCCUACUACUCCUCCGCAAUUCAGUAAUUUUGAGAAGAAGAAGAAGAAACGGGGAGUUAAAAAGACGAAAACAAAGGGAAGAACGAACAGAAUAAGCACCUCCUCUGCUGAGGAGUACAGCGGGAUUUUAAGCGGUACUGAUCAAACUUUGGAUAAUUAUAACGAAGAUGAGGAAACUGAAACUUUAGUUUCAUCUUCUAGAAGCUGCUUCGAUUUCUCAACAGAUGACUCAUCUACUGAUUUCAACCCUCACUUGGAAACCAUAUGUGAGACCACUACAAUGAGGCGUCGUCACAAAAGGAACACCACCACAAAGAAGAAACUCAAGCAUUCCAGACCAAGUUUCUCCUCUUCAAAAGGUAGAAGAUCAUCAGUUUCUACGUCAUCGGACAGUGAGUUACCAGCGAGGUUAUCGGUGUUUAAGAAGCUGAUACCAUGUAGCGUGGAUGGGAAAGUGAAGGAGAGCUUCGCGAUCGUGAAGAAAUCGCAGGACCCAUACGAAGAUUUCAAGAGGUCAAUGAUGGAAAUGAUUUUGGAGAAGGAAAUGUUUGAGAAGAAUGAGCUUGAACAGCUUUUACAAUGCUUUCUGUCGUUGAACGGAAAGCAUUAUCAUGGAGUGAUCGUUGAGGCUUUCUCCGAUAUUUGGGAGACUUUGUUUUUAGGUAAUAAUGAUAGAGUAAGGAGGAUGUCAAUUCAUGAUCCCCACCCACCUAUUGUAGGCAGAAGAACAACGUCCCUUUGAUUAAUCCAUGUCGGUAAUCAUGAUUUAGUCGUUAAUUAAUAAAUUUAACUUUUCUUUUAUGUUGUUAA